AUGAGUGAUAUCCCGCGACACACAAGGUUGGACCCGUUGUCUCCAGCCGGCCGUGGCAACAGCGAAGCGGAGGCGCCACCAUCAUACGAGGAAGUUGCAGCGGGGGCCAGUAUGGCAGGACAGCAGGCCCCCGCUCCUAGGCAGCAGCAGCAAGAAGAAGAAGCUCCCAGUAUGCGAAAACCACAACCCCCAAGCUCCCCGUCCUCUUCAAGCCCAGUACCAGAAUCGCACCGCCAGUACCAUCAGCACUAUUCGUCCCUUUUUGAAACUCCAGCUUCCCCGGCUAGUAGUAACUCUCAACACUACUCAUCCCUUCUCCCGCCCGUAACAUCCCCUGCCGAGGUCUCGCCGGGAAUUCCCCCGAAUUAUGAUAUCGUGACGUCGAGUAUCCCCGAUCGGUUUGGUCGUCGCCGGGCGCCGGAGGUCUUGCCGGAGGGGGAGAGGGAGAUUGAUAAAGAGAGGGCGAGGAUCCAGGCCGAGAAGGGGCGGAAGAGAUGGGGGAGAACUAAGAGCCCGCCGAAGCAAGAGGGAGUCCCGCUAGAGGAGGUGUGUGAUCGAUUUGGGAAUAGAAAGAGGGACCUCAAACCGCCGAGUACAAGAGAUAUGAUACUGAAUCCACCCAGUAUCAGGAAGGCGCUUAGUAACGUGAGGAUCUCGUAUUAA
Morchella importuna is the source of this 663-nucleotide messenger RNA. RefSeq lists its product as uncharacterized. Lineage: Eukaryota; Fungi; Ascomycota; Pezizomycetes; Pezizales; Morchellaceae. The transcript is spliced from 2 exons. The record is from RefSeq and is a predicted model, not a curated record. The coding region runs from base 1 to 663 and encodes 220 amino acids.